GUUUCUAAAGUACAACAGCAUGACGUUUAUUUGGAAACGUCAUGUUUCUGAAAGUAAAUUACACGUCGGUUUUGUCAAUAAUGGAUUCUGAUUCAUGGAGUGAUCGUCUUGCUUCAGCUACAAGGAGAUACCAGCUAGCUUUUCCACCACGAUCUGAUACAUUCUUAGGGUUUGAAGAGAUAGAUGGGGAAGAAGAGUUCAGGGAAGAGUUUGCUUGCCCUUUCUGUUCUGACUAUUUUGAUAUUGUGUCUCUCUGCUGCCACAUAGAUGAAGAUCAUCCUAUGGAAGCCAAAACCGGGGUAUGUCCGGUUUGUGCGGUUAGGGUGGGUGUUGACAUGAGCCUAUUUGGAGGAUCUUCGUGUAUAGUAUCUUCUUCCUCAUCAUCCAAUGUAGCGGCUGACCCAUUGUUAUCGUCGUUCAUUUCACCUAUUGCUGAUGGGUUCUUCACCACGGAGUCAUGUAUAUCUGCAGAAACCGGUUCUGUCAAGAAAACAUCAACUCAGAGUAUACCUGAAGGGAAUGCAAAAAUACCGUCUCUUUCAGCUGAGGAUCAUAAGCAGAAGUUGAAACGCAGUGAGUUUGUUCGAGAGCUGUUGAGCUCUACGAUUCUUGAUGACGGCUUAUAAUGAAGUAUUGCUUCUGGUAACUUGUCAGCAAUGAGGAAACUCCAUGUUCUGUCUCAGGAGAAAGUAGGAAAUUAUUGUUUGUGGGGAGCAAAUAAAGGAGAGAGAGAAAGAGAUUAUGAAUGAGUGUAACUUAUGAACACAUUAAUAGCUUCUGCGGUUAACGCUCCAAUUGCCUGUAGGUCAUGAAAAAAACAAAAUGUAUCUAUUUCACGUAUUUGCAUUCAAUUAUUCGUUUCCAGUUCCUUGAUUAGUUUCGAUUUACAAUCUGGUUAGUCAAAGUCUUAUGUUGUUUCAUUGCUUGUGAAAGUUUGCAUUGUACUUUCCUUUGAGAAAUAUGGGUUCCUACUUGUCAUGGCAACGAUUUCAGAUUUUGUAGAGGCACUUUCUUCUUGAAUCAGAUUUUUAGCUUGUACAAUAAUUUCUGAAGCUCGUU
This is a messenger RNA of Arabidopsis arenosa, 1059 nucleotides long. The record is from the annotation of a GenBank genome assembly. NCBI's taxonomy places the organism in Eukaryota, Viridiplantae, Streptophyta, Magnoliopsida, Brassicales, Brassicaceae.